AUGGCGACCAUUGCGAGGCCAAUCGAACGCCUGCCGGUCAGGAAGUCGAAUGGCGACCAGAAAGAGGCGAUGAAUUGCAAGAGCUGUCGGAAGCGAAAGAUCAAGUGCAAUCGCUCGACACCAAGUUGCGAAGCAUGCCAGGUCUUCAACUGUCCUUGCAUUUAUGACGCCAUACCAAAGAAACGAGGGCCCAAGACCGACGUAUUGGAGGCCUUACUCAAGCGCGUUAAUGGACUUGAGAAACGUCUGAAAGAUGAGCAAAAGGGCGAUUCUACCCAAGACGCGACUUCAACUAGUCCGCAAAGCGACAAGCAGAUUUCUGAGAGAGGCGAGGAGGCAGAAGUGGCGAGGACUUCACCAGGUGUGCACGACUUCGACUUUGCGGAGCUGAGGCCAGUGAGGUCAGCCCCGAUGCCCAUCGAGCCAGCGCCUCCAGCAGCACCAGCUCGAGAAGCAAUGGCGUUCACUGAUGCCCUGCUCGACACCUAUUUCGCUCGACUGCACAACAAACCAUAUUACAUCCUCGAUGAGACAGCCACACGACAGCGCCUCCGCGACGGAAGGCUUCCUGUGUUCCUCAUCAACGCGAUACACGCAGUGGCAAUUCGAUAUGUGCCUCAUCUAUGCGGUGGCCACAGCGGAGCUGUCCGCUCAAGCCAGGACUAUGUGCAUCGGGCACGAGCACAAAUCGACGUGGACGAGCCCAAUAUUGACAACCUGCAGGCACUGUUGCUCCUGGCAAUGGCCAACUUCCAGAACGGCCGAGGCAAGAGAUGCUACAUGGUGCUCACACACGCCGUCAGCAUGGCGUUUGCACUAAACCUUCACCGCGAAUUGCCAGCAGAGCUCCGCAUUGCGUCCUCGGAGCGAGAGGGCCGCAGAAAACUGUUCUGGACAUGCUAUCUAAUGGAUCGCUUCACAGUCAGCGGCUCGAAGCGACCCUCACUCAUUGCCGACGAAUCCAUCUACCUGAGACUGCCGGCUUGGCGACCCCAAGGAUCUCAGGUCCUCGUGGACGGCAAUUUCUUUCCAAGCGCGGGACAGGGCCUGGGUGUCUCUAAUGCUGCCCAAGGUAGCGGUGCUAUGCUCAUUGAAAUUGUCCGCGUGCUUGGGAUCACCAAUCGAUACCUUGCCGCUGGCGGUGUGAAGGGUGAUUCGCACUUCCCUUGGCAUGCACAGUCGACUUUGUCCAGGAUUCGAUCCGACUUGGAUUACUGGGCUGCAGCUACGCAGGAUAUCUUCACAUCCAUCGAUACCUUGUUUGGAUCACAUGAUAGCUCGACGCUUGUGCUGAGCAAGCUGAUCUACCAUCUUGUACACUGUCUCAUCUAUCGGCCGUUCCUACCUAUCGAUCUGGCAGAGCUCUCUGGAACAGGUCAACAUCAAUCAUGGCAGAUCGAAGCGACAAAUUUGUGCUUCAUGCAUGCCAACGCCAUAGCUGAGCUGGUCGAAAUAGGCAAGAACACCGCCCUCCUCGACUGGCCGUCCUUUGUCGGCUAUGCAGUCUGCACAGCAGGCACGAUCCACGUCCAUGGUGUCCACUACUUGUCGUACCGGGAGGGAGAUGCCUUCAGCCAUAGUGCAGAGUUCUUACAUCGAGCUAUGUUGCAGCUCACUGAACUGCGAUCCACCUGGGCGGGCGUGCAGCAUCAACGGGAUACUUUACAAGCAGUCUAUGCCAGCCAUGCACAGCUUGUAAAAUCCUUGGCGAGCAGCCCGAUGCGCUUCUCUCCGGUCUUCCAGAUGGAGGAUUUCUUUGACAGAUACCCAGGAUGCUAUAUCGAUGGGGCCCAUGUCAGCUUCUCCGACAUCAUCAUUGACACUGGCAUGAACGAAGGAAUGCUUCGAGAGGCCAAUAAUCUCUGGAGUCCGGAGGCAUGUCUGUCUGCAGUGCAGACUCAGCCCGCACCUCAGAAUAAUGGCCCCAUCCGGAAGCCAAAGAAGCGAAGAGCGACAGCACCCAACCUACCAUACCCAACACCACCAAAGCAAGCUAUGUUGACACAACCAAAUCAACAACAACCUGCGUUGCCGAGUGUGCCCGAGCUUGCAGUCAUCGACGAACAGCCCGUUGGCAACGAACCAGACGAGGUACAAGAGCAGCAGAACCCCAUGCUCUUCGACGGAGAGACGUUCCCGCCAAAUCUUACUUUCAGUCCCAUACCAUCCGCAAUCAGCAUGCCGAAUCCAAUAGGCUUUGAUCCCUAUCAAGGUCGUGUGCUGGACCAGACGACUCCAGGCAGCUUCAACGGAAGCGCUGAAUCGGCUCAUACAGAAGUCGAAAGCGAUCCUUUCUUGAGCUUGUUGGAGCAGUUGGCUGAGAAUGAUGCGACGACUGCAUUUGGAGGUCAUGGAGACUUUGACUUCUAUAUGGGUGUUCAGACAUGA
Molecule: messenger RNA, 2388 nt
Organism: Cercospora beticola
Lineage: Eukaryota; Fungi; Ascomycota; Dothideomycetes; Mycosphaerellales; Mycosphaerellaceae
Biological process (GO): DNA-templated transcription; regulation of DNA-templated transcription
Cellular component (GO): nucleus
Molecular function (GO): DNA-binding transcription factor activity, RNA polymerase II-specific; zinc ion binding; DNA binding
Source: RefSeq, a predicted model, not a curated record